Messenger RNA from Symbiodinium sp. CCMP2592, 1011 nucleotides. The record is from the annotation of a GenBank genome assembly. NCBI's taxonomy places the organism in Eukaryota, Dinophyceae, Suessiales, Symbiodiniaceae.
AUGGGGAUUGACCUCGGGACUUGCAACACGCUCGUUGCCGUCCGCGGGCAGGGGAUCGUUCUCAAUGAACCUUCUGUCGUCGCUGUCAAAAAGGGCACCAAUCAGGUCCUCAAAGGCGGACAAGCCGUCGGUUGGGUCGCGAAGGAAAUGCUCGGGAAGACUCCCGGAUCCAUCACCGCGGUCCGUCCGCUCAAAGACGGCGUGAUCUCAGACUUCGAGAUCACCGAAGCGAUGCUCAACUACUUCAUCACCAAAGUCACCGGACGCGUCCGCAUGCUCGGACCACGCGUAGUGAUCUCUAUCCCGUCGGGGAUCACCGCUGUUGAAAAACGCGCCGUGUUUGAUUCCGCUGAGCACGCCGGCGCUCGCAAGACGUACCUGCUCGAAGAACCCAUCGCCGCCGCGAUCGGCGCGGGACUCCCGUUCGCAGAACCCACGGCGUCCAUGAUCGUGGACAUCGGCGGUGGUACGACUGAAGUCGCGAUCAUGGCGCUCGCGGACAUCGCGAACUGCGAGUCCGUCCGCGUCGCGGGCGACGACAUGGACGAAGCGAUCAUCGCGCACAUGAAGCGGACCUACUCGCUCAUGAUCGGUGAGCAGACCGCUGAGCGCGUCAAGAUCCAGAUCGGUUCCGCGGCUCCAACAGGUGAAGAAACCGAGAUGGAAGUCCGCGGACGCGACAUGGUCUCCGGACUCCCUCGAAAAACAACCAUCACCUCGCAAGAAGUCCGCGAGGCGCUCUCCGAGCCUGUCACCAACAUCAUCGAAGCGGUCACACGCACGCUCGAAAGAGCAGAACCCGAACUCGCGGCGGACCUCGUUGAAAACGGCAUCAUGCUCGCCGGCGGCGGUUCACUGCUCUCUGGUCUCCCGAUCCAGAUCAACAAAGCGACAGGACUCGAUGUCACCCUCGCCGAGGAUCCGCUGACCUGCGUGGCGCGCGGGACCGCGAUCUAUCUUGAGAACAUCGAUGUCUGGAAAGACACGCUCGAGAACAACUCGGACAUCUGA